Messenger RNA from Numida meleagris (helmeted guineafowl), 860 nucleotides. RefSeq names its product synaptotagmin like 1 (gene SYTL1). Gene Ontology annotation, biological process: intracellular protein transport; exocytosis. The record is from RefSeq and is a predicted model, not a curated record. NCBI's taxonomy places the organism in Eukaryota, Metazoa, Chordata, Aves, Galliformes, Numididae. Gene Ontology annotation, cellular component: exocytic vesicle; plasma membrane. Gene Ontology annotation, molecular function: neurexin family protein binding; small GTPase binding.
GCACCCAUGGAGCUGGAGCCGGGCCCCGAGGCGCUGCUGGACCUCAGCUUCCUGAGCGAGGAGGAGCGCUGCGCCAUCGCCGAGGUGCUGCGCCGCGACACGCUGCUGCGCCGGCGCGAGGAGGGGCGCGUCAGCAAGCUGCGCCAGGCGGAGUCCGACCCCGUGCGGCUGCGGACCCUGACGGGGGAAUGGUUCCGAGACGUCCGCGCCCAACGACACCGGAACCUGCUGGGAUCUGACCUCGUCCGUGCGUCCAUCCGCUGCAGGAGGCGGCCACGGGGAGCGCUGGAGCUGGAGCUCAGCCGUUGUGAGCUGGCAGCCAUCAGGGAGUGGCUGCUGGAGGAGAAGGAGGACGAGCAGGGCGCCCGGGAGGAGAGCCCCGCUGAGGACAGGGUCCCGGCAGCCGUGGAGCUGCAGCCCGACCCCAUUGCCCCCGAGGGGACGACGAUGUCACCGUCUCCGCAGCACAGUGAGGUCCCGGCAGGGGAAUGGGAUGGGCCCGGACAGCCAGGUGACGGAGUGGAUGGGAGCACCCUGGGCAACUCCAGCGCGGAGGAGGAUGAGGAGGAGCCCGACCCUGCACGAAGCAGCCCUGGUGCUGGGCAGGACGCGCAGACCCCGCAGGACGGCGGCGCUCCCCGGGGCAGCGCGCUGAGCGCCAGCUCCUCCGUGUCCAGCCUCAGCUCCUCCACGCUGAGCGGCAGCCUGAGGAGCCUGUACAGCGAGGCGGAGCUGGGCCGGGUGCCGGUGCGGGGCUGCGUGCAGUUCUCGCUGCGCUACGAAGCGGCCGCGCAGGAGCUGCAGGUGCACGUGGUGCGGUGCCGGGAGCUGGCCGAGGCCAAGCGGCAGCGCUCGGACCC